CACCCUCCUAGCGGAGGGGAGCCAUUUUUGGCUCCUCUAUUGACCGUUCUGCUUCCCCGGGUUUCCAUAAAUAUCGACCACCAUGGCCUCCGAUCGACAGACAACGCCUUUAAGGAGCUCCGGAAGACAGUUAGCCAUAAAAUGCAACGGCUACAAGAGAAAAACCGCAUGCUUCGAGAUGAACUUCGCCAGGAGAAGGAGAGGCACCAAAAGACGGAAGAGGAACUUUCCCAGCAAAGGGAAAAGCGUAUUUUAGAGUGCAAGAUCUGCUAUAUGCAGCCGGAUCGCUGGGUGUUCAUUCUAUGUGGGCACAUGGUCUGCAGAUCAUGCGCAGGAAGUAUUGGAACAACGGAAAAGUGUCCUAUUUGCCGAGCGCCGAUCACGGGACAUAUUGGGUGCUAA
Penicillium longicatenatum is the source of this 402-nucleotide messenger RNA. RefSeq lists its product as uncharacterized. The record is from RefSeq and is a predicted model, not a curated record. Lineage: Eukaryota; Fungi; Ascomycota; Eurotiomycetes; Eurotiales; Aspergillaceae. The transcript has 2 exons. The annotation marks the transcript as partial.